AAUGGAUAUACUAUAACAGUGCAACAUAGAUUCAAAUUAGUCACAUCCAUCCACUAAAAGACUUGCUUAGAGGAAUUUAGAUUGAGAGAGAGAGAGAGGGUCCAUGUUGUUAUUUGGAGAACCAACAAAGGACAGGUAAUCCAUUGGGUUCGGGCCCACCCGUGUCCCUGCACCCAUACACAUACCCCAAAACACCCGUGGUCUGUCCUUUGGUUCCAUACCCCACAAUAUCCCUCUCCCUCUCUCUCAACUUUCUUCAUAAAUACCCUUUACACCCCACUCUAUCCCCUCACCACCACCACCUUUACUAUCUAUCUCAAACAACUCUCUCAAAACCUAAAAUGGCCAUUAGAAAAUCAAACAAACUACCACAAACUGCAGUUCUCAAGCAAAUUCUCAAGAGAUGCUCAAGCUUGACAAAGAAACACGGCUAUGACAACGAUGACAAUGGUCUUCCUCUUGACGUACCAAAAGGCCAUUUUGCAGUCUAUGUGGGAGAAAAUAGGAGCAGAUACAUUGUUCCAAUCUCAUUCUUGUCUCAUCCUCAGUUCCAAUGCCUUCUUCGACGUGCUGGAGAAGAGUUUGGCUUCGAUCAUGAUAUGGGUCUCACAAUUCCUUGUGAAGAAGUUGUUUUUCGCUCUCUAACAUCAAUGCUUAGAUGAGAGUGUUAAAAAUGAUGUAAUAUUAUUGAUUGAUAUUGAUUGAUAUUGUAGUGUUUACAUUGAUUCCUAUAUAUAGGAGGUGUGAAGUGGAGAUGGUGGUGGUAGGUGAGGAGUAGGUGAGUGUAGUAGGUGAGUGUGUGGUAGGUGAUGGUAAAUAUUUUAACAGCCCCCC
Molecule: messenger RNA, 834 nt
Organism: Camellia sinensis
Lineage: Eukaryota; Viridiplantae; Streptophyta; Magnoliopsida; Ericales; Theaceae
Product: protein SMALL AUXIN UP-REGULATED RNA 12
Biological process (GO): response to auxin
Source: RefSeq, a predicted model, not a curated record